UGUAGGACUCAUUUCUUUUUGUUUUUUCCACCCACAGAGAGAGUCUCUAAUGUAAAGGUUACUCAAGACGUUACCCACUUGAUUGAGUUCAAUGGGUCUGUCAGCUUCUCCUGCUCCUCCUCUGGAUCUUCUCUCUCCUUCCUCUGGAUGAACAGCAGCUCUCAGAUCACAACCAGUGACAGAGUUCAGAUCACUGAUGGAGGAUCCAAGCUGACUAUAGUCAAUGUGACCAGAUAUGAUGAUGGAUCUUACAGCUGUAAUGUGUCCAAUCCUAUCAGCAAUGACAGCAGUAAUCCUGUAAACGUCUCUGUCAGCUAUGGCCCAGAGAAAGUCAACUUAGAACCACAAUCUCAGAAAUAUACAGAAGGGUCAAACAUCCAUCUGUCUUGUUCAACUGACUCCAGACCUAAUGCCACUUUUGAUUGGUUCUUUAAUGGAAAAAGUCUGUCUGGUUCUGGAUCUGAGCUCAAACUCACCAAUGUUCAGAAGGAUCAGAGUGGAAACUACAGCUGUCAGGCCUUUAAUAGCAGAACCUCAAGAUAUCAAACAUCUCAACUUUUAGUCAUAUCCGUAGUGGAAUCUGUAGGUCUCUCAGGCGGUGCCAUUGCUGCAAUAGUAAUUGUGUGCUUGAUAGCUACUGCUCUAGGAGCUGCUGGAGGCUUCUUUAUUCAUAAGAAAAUAAAAAAUGCCCAAGCUCAAUCAGAGUCAGGUAAAACAGAACAAGAACAUGAGUAUGAGAACAUGACAAACUUAUGAUAGAAGAAUAUAAAAUCUCCAGUUUUCCUUCAUUAAAAGAUCAUCAGAAAUUAAGACACCAAGGUAUAUAACUAUGGAGAAGGAUGAAAAUAAUAUUAGUACUUUAAAUUUAUUUGAUAUGUAUAAUAAUAUUUUGUAUAAACAAUAGUGUUUUAAUGUAUUUUUAUUUUAGAUGUA
This is a messenger RNA of Xiphophorus couchianus (Monterrey platyfish), 933 nucleotides long. Its product is annotated as carcinoembryonic antigen-related cell adhesion molecule 6-like. The record is from RefSeq and is a predicted model, not a curated record. The transcript has 6 exons. The annotation marks the transcript as partial. NCBI's taxonomy places the organism in Eukaryota, Metazoa, Chordata, Actinopteri, Cyprinodontiformes, Poeciliidae.